CUUAGGAUUAACUUCUUUAACAUGAGAUUAUAUUAAUCUUACUGAUUAUUUCAAUUUUUUCCAACUUACUUUAAAGUCCACAAUAUUUGUACGUCGGUCAAAGUUAAGUGUUAAAAAAAUGAUGUUACCUGGUUUUAUUAUCUCUUCAAUGUUGGUGAUAGGAUUAGCAUACUACAUGUAUAUACCGGAUACCGAACUAUUGUCGUCUGACUCCGUUUUUACCUCACAGUUCAAAUCCCUGUGUACUUAUUUGCGAGACAUAAUUUAUUCUAACAGUGCACCGGAAGUGAUGUCACGUGAUGAUGGGAUAUUGACCAAACACGAAAGUAUUGAUGGUGUCGAUGUUUUGAUACAUAGUCCAGUGAAUACAGAAGGAGUGUUGCAUCCGGGCAUUAUAUAUUUCCAUGGUGGUGGCUGGAUAUCUGGCUCAACAGAGGAAUAUAAGGCAUUGACACAGUACAUCAGCAAGAUGUCUGGUUUCGUCGUUAUAUCAGUAGAGUAUCGGUUGGCACCUGACUUUCCUUUUCCCACAGCCUUCGAGGACUGUUUACGUGCAACGUUAUAUCUGUUAAGAAAUCCGUCAACGUUUGGUCUCCUGACCAACCAGAUUACACUAGCAGGUGACGAUGUAGGUGGAAAUCUUGCUCUCUCCGUGUCCUUGAAUAUAACAAAAGAAGAACCAACACUCUCAAAAUAUAUUCGUCUGGUUGGGAUGUUUUAUCCCCCAUUACAAGCAUUUGAUUUUAAUCUUCCGUCUUAUGCUAAAAACACUAGACAACCUGGACAGAUUGGGAAGGAAGAUAUCGUAGAACAAUUUUCUCUUUACCUUUUCGGUGAAAACAAUACAGAACUCGUCAAUCAAAUGAUGAAGAAUUUACAUACGACUACUGAACAAAAGAACUCAGAAAUGGCUGAAAUUUUAGAUCUUAAUAUGUUACCAUUUUCAUUCAGAGAAUACUCCGAGCCUGGCUUGACGAAAGAUGCUGGUAAUGAACAAUUGUCACGUGAUGUUUCACAUCUUAUAUUAGACGACAGGGUCUCUCCCAUGCUUACAGCUAUGCAGCACUUAGAAAAUCUACCGUACACGUAUUUUAUUUCACCGGAAGUUGAUCCAGUUAGAGACGAAUCGUUCAUGCUUUACGCUGCAUUGCGGGAGUUAGAUAUGAACAAACAUGAACAUGCUUAUUACCGGGGACAGAAACACGGGUUUCUAAAGCAUUUCCAUACAAAUGAUAUAGCCAAGCAAGCAAUUUCGGAAUUUAUUGCACAUCUCAAAAAGACACUUUUAGGAGAACGUUGAACAUUUAUUUUCUAUUUUAGAAAUUACAUAUUUACAGGAUGUUGUGUUAUAAUUAUCAUUUGUAUUUAUUCUAUGCUUUUCGACAUGUCACCUCAAUAAUGUUGUUUUUGUAAUAAC
Ruditapes philippinarum (Manila clam) is the source of this 1417-nucleotide messenger RNA. RefSeq names its product arylacetamide deacetylase-like. NCBI's taxonomy places the organism in Eukaryota, Metazoa, Mollusca, Bivalvia, Venerida, Veneridae. The transcript has 5 exons. Gene Ontology annotation, biological process: triglyceride catabolic process. Gene Ontology annotation, molecular function: sterol ester esterase activity; triacylglycerol lipase activity. The record is from RefSeq and is a predicted model, not a curated record. The coding region runs from base 119 to 1300 and encodes 393 amino acids. Gene Ontology annotation, cellular component: cytosol.